UCACGCCUGACGCCCGCAUACCACGAAGCUUCCAACAACCCAAUUGCAUUCCCCCACGAAUCCCAAAAUGCGAUUCCUCCAUCUCCUGCCGUCGCUGCUGCUAGCCGGCACGGCUCUCGCGGCUGAGAAACCCUGGUCUUUCAAGGACGCGACUGUCUCUGUGGUUGGGAAGGGUAGUCAGGGUACCUCUAAGGAAUCCCUCUCCCCCUCCAAGCCCCUCGCCAAACCCCUCGCCCUCGGCCCAGCAGGAACCCUCAAGCUCUCCCUAACCACCACCUCCACCACGCCCUCCCGCCCCCACCAAGCCUUCCUCACCCUCACCGACCCCACCACCGGCCUCUCCACCUCCUUCGCCCUCCAAACCCGCACCACCGGCUCCGCAACGCUCGAGCUCCCCUACGCCUCCCUCCCCUCCGCACUCCUCUCCUCGCCCUCCCUCUCCGCCUCCCUCGUACUCGGUUCUUUCGGCUCUGCUCCGGCGUCCGAGACUCAACUCUUCAACAUCGCACUCAGCGCCGACGAGACUCUCGCGCAGGAAAUCGAGAAGCCAGUCCGCUACGGGAAGUUGGGCGAGAUCCACCAUAUUUUCGCCCCCGAGCAGAGUAGCCCACCCAGGGUGAUAAGUGUCUUCUUCGCCCUCGCGGUACUUGCUACGCUCCCCGUGGUGGUGGGUGCGUGGGCGCUAGCGGGCGGGAAUGCGGGACAUGUUGGUACAGCGCUUGCUGCGGCGCCGGUGAGCCAUGGGUUGUUUUUUGGGAGUCUGGUGGCGAUGGAGGGGGUGUUUGCUAUGUAUUAUUUUAGUUGGAGGUUGUUUGAGGUGCUGCCGCUUGCCGGGGUGGUGGGGGCGGUGGCGUUUGUGAGUGGGAGUAAGGCGUUGAGUGAGGUGCAGGCGAGGAGGGUGAGGGGGGAGAGGUGA
Pseudogymnoascus verrucosus is the source of this 916-nucleotide messenger RNA. RefSeq lists its product as uncharacterized. The transcript is spliced from 2 exons. Gene Ontology annotation, cellular component: oligosaccharyltransferase complex; membrane. The coding region runs from base 68 to 916 and encodes 282 amino acids. NCBI's taxonomy places the organism in Eukaryota, Fungi, Ascomycota, Leotiomycetes, Thelebolales, Thelebolaceae. Gene Ontology annotation, biological process: protein N-linked glycosylation. The record is from RefSeq and is a predicted model, not a curated record.